Molecule: messenger RNA, 7986 nt
Organism: Acinonyx jubatus (cheetah)
Lineage: Eukaryota; Metazoa; Chordata; Mammalia; Carnivora; Felidae
Gene: GNA13
Product: G protein subunit alpha 13
Exons: 4
Coding region: 2125-3000 (291 amino acids)
Biological process (GO): adenylate cyclase-activating G protein-coupled receptor signaling pathway; Rho protein signal transduction
Cellular component (GO): brush border membrane; heterotrimeric G-protein complex
Molecular function (GO): guanyl nucleotide binding; G-protein beta/gamma-subunit complex binding; GTPase activity
Source: RefSeq, a predicted model, not a curated record
GGCGGUCCUGCCUGCCCGGGGUGCCCUCGACCCGCCAGGGGAGAGGAUGCCCCGGGGCGCCCCGCUUUCCCCCUUGCCGUUCGAGUGCAGGUCCCCUGCACCCCCGCCUCGCCGCUGGCCUCGCCUCCGAGAGGGAAGUGCCUCGAGGUGCGGGGUGACCGCUCCCGUCUUCCACCGGACGAGGCCAGAAGACCCGAGGGCCAGCCCCAGACCUACACUCCCCCAUCCCCCGCCCCGGCGCUGCCUGCCCAACCUCGCCGCCCGGGGUGGGUGACCCGAGUCACAUGGGGUCGGGGCUGCUCCCAAUUCCCUGCUUCCUUGGCUGCCUCCUAAGCAAGGGAGUUCUGGAACCGUCUCAGUAAGGAAACUUUUGCCUGAGACUUGUCAAGGGCGAAGGGUGACAGGUGGUGGGCCCUUUGGGGCAAAGAUACGAAACUUCAGGGAGUCCUGGGUACUGUGCUGGCAUCAGGAAAGAGUAAACCCAUGCAGUUAGUCUGAAAAAAUUAGCAUCAGUGGUUUUUCGCCCCAUUGUCACGGCGGGGCAGGAUGUUUUGCCUGUAAUCAGUAUGCAACACGUCCCACUCUCCUUUUUGCUUAAUAAGUGGGGGCAGGAGAGGGGGGGUUCCACCUCAUUCUGUACUAUUUAAAUAAAACUGUGCCUUGGUAUGAAGAAUCUUUGGCCUAAAAAGUGAUGCAAAGCCUGUGCAGGUUGAGUCAGUGAAUCACUGUCGUCUUGGAUCAUAGACUCUGCUUCUGUUUGACAGCAUUUUUAAAACUGAACUUUGCUCUUAAGUGAAUUUUAUUUCUGCACUUUCGGAGAAUUGGAGAAGGUGAUUCUUAUUUCAGCGACAAUUCUAUUCCUUAUUCUUAGUAUCGAAUAUUUUGUACUUUUUAUGAAAGGCAUUUUGGCAGAUUUGAGAUACAGGGCCUGGUGGUUCAGGUGCAUCAGGAAACUCCCAUCUGGGUAGCAGUUGUACCGGAGUUUGCUACAGUUUUCAGCAGAUUUUCAAGCAGUGUUUUUUCAAGUGGGAUUUUUUGUUGUUGUUGUUCAGGAAGUUCUUAAGCAACUCCUUCUCAGUCACUCUUUUUUUCUUUUUUCUUUUUUUUUUCUUUUUCUUUCUCCCAGGAUUGAGGAGAGGAAAACUUCUCCCCGGGAGUGGGGACCAAGGGGCAAUGAGGGGAGAGGAGUCAGCUCUGAGCCCUGGUACCCCUGCAGCUAAGCUGUGUAAAACAGUUGUGUUUGUCCCAUCUUAAUGUUUAGCACAAAGCUAAUUGAGGGCUCUUUCAAGGCUGCAGACUCCGCCUUGCCAGUCCUUAAUUGAAGGUACCUUUGUAUCCUGAUGCAGCCGAACUUCUGGAAUUAUGUCAAUAAAUAGAGUCAACAUAGUAACUGAUUACGAGCCAGGUAAACACCUGGUCCUUGUUGUGCACCGGCUCCUGAUGUGACCCUACUCUAACAUUGGCAAUGAGAUGAAGUAAGUCACAAGACAGCUCCUUUUUUUGAGUUGGCGUGAUUAGAAGGUGGACGGCAAAAACGGGUUUUCAGUUAUCCGGACAAGUGACCCGAGUAGUGCCGUGGCUGUUAAGAUAGAUGGACCAAAGGUCACAGUGCAGUGAUCAGAGAUAACUCGGUUUGAAUUAACCUGUGCGAGUUGAACGCUCUGUUUUGAUACGCUUUUCACAGCUGCUCUUCUUCCCCGUUUGGGAAAUCGAAGGCUUUCCCGUGACUUACCCUGAUUUGAGGCUUGGUUUGGGAGUCUUUGAGUUUUGAAUGUGCUCUUAGAAGACUGGGUGUCGGGUUAAAGCAGGAUGCCUGGGGAACGAACGGAACUCUGAGUGAUGAUGUUUGAUUCUCGACAUUUCGUAAAUGUCUUGUUGAGGGGCUCAGAAAAUCUUAGCCGCAGUUGCUUCCAGAGCCUGCAGCAUGAUUUUUUUCCUUCACCAGCUCUGGUUCUCUUGUGACUCCCCUCUAUUAAAACUGUGUAAAAAGUGAUCUUAUAAAUUAGAACAUGUUAAAAUCCUUCAGAAGGAGCAAUUGUGUGAAUAGUGUUUGCUUUUCCAGGCUCUAAUUUUAGGACUGUGAACAACCGGCUUUUUAAGCUCUGCAGGGUUGCGGGUGUUUUGAUGUUGGUCUCGGUUUUUGGAGGAGGUAUGCGGGUGCUGGUGGACGCGCGUGAGAAGCUUCAUAUCCCGUGGGGAGACGACUCAAACCAAGUCAGCGGGGACAAGAUGAUGGCAUUUGACACACGGUCCUCCAUGGCGGCCCAGGGAAUGGUGGAAAGUCAAGUGUUUUUACAGUAUCUCCCGGUUAUACGAGCAUUGUGGGCAGACAGCGGCAUACAGAACGCCUAUGACCGGCGUCGAGAAUUUCAACUGGGUGAAUCCGUAAAAUAUUUCCUGGAUAACUUGGAUAAACUUGGAGAAGCAGAUUACAUCCCAUCACAGCAAGAUAUUCUGCUCGCCAGAAGACCCACCAAAGGCAUUCAUGAGUACGACUUUGAAAUUAAAAAUGUUCCUUUCAAAAUGGUUGAUGUAGGUGGUCAGAGGUCAGAAAGAAAGCGGUGGUUUGAGUGCUUUGACAGCGUGACGUCGAUACUUUUCCUUGUGUCCUCAAGUGAAUUCGACCAGGUGCUUAUGGAAGAUCGACUGACCAAUCGCCUGACAGAGUCUCUGAACAUUUUCGAAACGAUCGUCAACAACCGGGUUUUCAGCAACGUCUCCAUAAUCCUUUUCUUAAACAAGACAGAUUUGCUUGAGGAGAAGGUGCGAAUUGUGAGCAUCAAAGACUAUUUCUUAGAAUUUGAAGGGGAUCCCCACUGCUUAAGAGACGUCCAAAAAUUCCUGGUGGAAUGUUUCCGGAACAAGCGGCGGGACCAGCAGCAGAAGCCCCUGUACCACCACUUCACCACCGCGAUCAACACGGAGAACAUCCGUCUGGUUUUCCGCGACGUCAAGGAUACUAUUCUUCAUGACAACCUCAAGCAGCUCAUGCUGCAGUGACGUGCAGAAGACUGGCUGGUUUCAUACCUUGUGUCCCUUUGAUUGUUUUCUGUGUGUUUUGUUUCUUAACAUAGCAGUUUACAGCAGGAAUUAGAAGAGUCUUGAUUCUGAGUUUAACUUCUGGGAAACCUUAGUCGUCCUCCCUGCGGACCUUGGUUUGUGGCGCAAAGCUGCCGAAUAGCACACGCCGAGCCCUGUCAGAGUUCAGCCUUUGCUCUGUUUCACUGUGGCUUCCACUUGACGGGGGUGUAGUUCCCUGCCGAGCGUCUUCCUAGGUACAGUUCAGCCUUUAGCUUCUUCCCCUCUUCCAGCUGAGUUCUCCUGUAGUGCCAAGUAGAGAAGGUGCCCUUGACUGUUUCUCGGGAUGAGGUUAAGAAUAUCCGGUUCUCAAACAAGCAAGACCCCUUUUUUGUCGGCCCUGCCCACGGCAGCGACACCUGUGCCGAGCCUUACGGUGACCUGUUUGAAAGGUGACCUGUUGGAAAAAAGUUUGAUCUAAGGACUGGCAUUCUGUAGAUGCACACAGAUUUAGCCUUCGUGUGUUUUUAAUUGCUUAUAUACCCAACAGUUGUUUCAUUUUAAAAUUUCUGUGGUUUCUCAAGGUAAUGUUCUUACUUAGUGUUUUAAAGUUUACAUAAGGAUUCCUGGUCUGAUGCUAACGAAAGUUCACGAAUGGUACGGGGCAGGGGGCGGGGAGCAAGCAAAUGCCUUACAUAGUGUUUUGAUCCAAAGCGACGAGUGAAAUAUAAUUUGCCCUUUUCAUGUUUAAAUCUCAUGUAAUAAAUGUGCCAUAUGUGAAACGUUCUGGCCAAGCAGCAACUGAAAAUGGCAAGUAGCUUGAUAAGGGAGCUUUCUGGAUAAACAGAGCCUCUCCAGGACGUUCUGUGCUUUUACUUCUCGGACUUUGACGUCCUGUCCCGGGAUUCGGGUCCUCGCUGUAGAGAAGAGCUGUUGUGGCCGUCACAGACAUCUUUUUUCUUUUGCUCUCCUGCCUGUUCCCAUCAGCUCCGGCCUGGCGCCCAUGGGAGGUUUUGUUUAUUUGGCAGCUUGCCGAGGGCAGAGUUUUCCUGUCAGGCUCCUCAAGAAGGCAUGAUCUGAGAUUCCUGUUCAUUCUCGGUGGCUCUCUGAAAGACGCAGCACGUACAUGCUUGUCUCGUUAUUGCUUAUGAGCUUCUAGCUUUGCUGAGGUACAUUUGGAAUGUUUUGAGGCUGCUUCUAAGAAUAAAUAGUAAUUUCUUCAGUUCACACCGAAAGAGGAUCCCAUAUGACCUCUCCUCGCCCCUCACCGACCUGCGGGCGCACCCCUGAAGCGGCUCGUGAUGACGGGUCUGGUCAUCGUGAGCUCAGCGGGCUGGCUGGUGUCCUGGGGACACCGCCCGGCCGGUUGUGUGGCAUGCGACCGGGACUAGAGAGACAGGUGCCCGCGGCCGGUGGCCGUUUGCAGAGUCCAGCAGCUUUUCGCCUUUUCCUGAAAAUUGUGAUUAAGACUGUGAUAUCUGCCACUUUACUGUAGAGCUGUGUUCUCAGGUAUUCCGUUGCCUCGAAGGUCCUUGCGAGAUGGGUCAGCAUGACGGCUCACGCGGCCUUUCCGAGGCCGCGGCUCUUGGUCCGUCUGCCGUCUGGCGGGAGAAUAGGGCUUUGCAGGGAGCGAACCAGGGGUUGCUCGUGCCGUUCCUGACCUUUCCUGCGCUUCCGGCACCGUUCUACCUGCGGUAGCCUCGCUGUUUCCGUGCCUCGGUGAUGCGCGAGCCACAGACACGCAGCCCUGCGUCCUCGUGCGGGUGGUCACGGUAUACAGUCCACGCGGGUUUGAGUCCUUCCGCAGCCGGUGCUUCUUGCCAAGAAGAGCGUGGUGUCCCAGUUCACAGAAUUAGGAUUCAAGCUCAGUGCUAGGGAGUAUCCGAAUGUGUGCACAGUAGCAUUGGGACUUCUUGCUGGAGAGUCUGUGUGUGGAUUUUGCAGAUGGUCCCCUGGCCUAGCCAAAGCCAUUGGCCUCCAGUGGAGGCUCGAGUUCGUUCCCUGCAGAAGAGGCAAGUCGGUCUUGUUUAUUCAGUUCUGUUGAAUAUUGACGACCUGCACGCGGAGCAGGCCCGUUGCCUGACGAGUCCCCCGGUGACCCCCUUUUGACUGCCUCCAAGCAGUGUCAGAACGCCUCGUACGUAAUGGUAUUAUUUUCUGUACCUGUGAGUUCUCGAGCUCUCCUUCCUGAUGUGCCGCCUCCGAUGUCUCAACGUUCUUUUAAAGCGAAACCUAGGCCGUAUCCUGAGGCAGCAGAUCACUUGUAUUGAAUGGCACGCUUGUUGAGACAGAGGAAGUGCGAGGCUCAGUCUGAAGGCUUUGGUCCACCCUUUUGGAAACCAUCGGAAGGAGUCUCCUACCUGUAUUGUGAAAACUGGGUCCUUUGGAAACACCGCUGUGCGAAGGAGGAGGUGAAAUUCAGGACCAAACGAAAGGGCGCUCGUAGCUUUCACCGCGCCACUUUCUCAGAGCAGUUGUUUGGUGUGUUGGCUUUUCAAAGUCUUACUGGUUAUGAUUUACAGUAAGAUGUGCCUGAUUCUCCAUUAUGUUGUGUUCUUUGAAUCUGAAUGUCUUGUCCUUUAAUUCUUGAAAAUGUCACACAAGUGUCCUCCUUGGCCUCAAAGAAAUGUAGAGCAGAGUUGCCUUAUAAGUCAAAGAACACCACGCAUCUGGGCCUUGAUUUUUAUAGGGAAAAGGUUUUGUCACGUUUUCCGAAGAGCCACAUCAUUUAAGGCUUGCCCCUGCCACUUAAAUAUUAUUUUUUGAUAGCCCGAAUCGUUGCUUUCUGCCAAAUAGCGUAUGAAUCGGAAGUGUUCGCUUGAGUGUUACUGUCUGGAAAAGGCACUUGGGUGGCGAGACGGCAGCCACGGCCAAAGAAGGUGAUGUGGCGUGAACAGGAUCCUCCGUUUUUGUUUCGUUUUCUUGGAAGUCGCCCUGGUGGGUAUUUCACAUAGUGAAGAUCCUCUGGGCGAUCUCUCAAGCGGGUUUGUCUGGGGCAGCCCUCCUGCACCCGGUGACGGUGGCUGGUUUAAAGCAGAAGGAAGUUAAGAGUACGCGGAUACCAGAAAUGAUUCGAAGUUCCGUUUGGACGCAGCAGAAAUCGUGGGCUCUUUUUUUUUCUUUUUCUGUAAGAGAGAAUGAGUAAAUCUUAACCUCCGGCGUAACCCCAAAUACUUGUAUUUAUGCUUUUGAUAAGAUGUAUUUUCAGCAUUAGUCCACAUAACCGGUUAUGCCUUAUUUAUGUGAAGAAUGAAGUUACCAAGUUCUGUUCUGUUCUGUUCUGAGAUUCCAGUCACUAUUUGAGAAGGCCUCAGAUUGGUGCUUUCAUUAUGUAAUGAUACAUUUAGACAAAACCCCAAACCAAGCCAUCUGAAACAAGGUUCUCUCCAUUGCAAUUUGUAGCAGUGUCAUUUCUGUGUAUGUAAUAAGAAGGCUAAAUAUCAGUGUUAACUCUGAAUUUCUUGUUUGAAAUCCAUGAAAUCAUGUCUGUAAAGCUUAGUCAAACAUUUGUAACAAACUCCCCAAUAAAUCUAGAGAAAGACACUCUGUUAACCUUUUUACUGCUUUUAGUUUUAUUUAAGGAAUCAAGAGCAGAAGUUUUGCCUGUGUCUUUUUCAGUUCAAAGUUUGACUUAGUCCAGGGGUCACCUUGUGUCGCUUUCCUGUCAUUUUCCCGUUGUGCUGCUGCCUGCACAGGGACUGAUUUUCCUUUCUUGAUAGGAAACAGGCUGGCCUUCCAGCCCAGUAAACUCGAGGAAGGGGGGAAUGGAUGAGAGCUUGGGGGGGUGGGGGGCGGGGGUGGCGGUAAUGAGUCUCCACAUUCCAAAUACGGCAGACGGUAUAAUACAUACAUACCCAUUAUUUCAUGGUACGAGGUUAGGGCUUAAUGAAUUUAUGCUAGAGAUUGAAGUGUAAGUCUAAGCCUGAACACUUGAAACGGGUUGGACUUUAUGGCUUUUUCAAGUCCCAUCAAGGCAAUGUUAGCCUUAGGCCGGUAAGUGAUGAGUAACAUCAUGUGAAGGGCAGUGUUUGUACCGCUAUCAUUCUUGUGUCUUUACUUGAAUGUAUAGUUAGCGUUGAGUCAACGUGUGCAUCCUUGUGGCAUCCAGGUCUAACCCAUCUGACCUCGCACGCCAGAGCUCAGAUGGAACAAAAAAGAGUUAAGGAUGGGGCAGUAUCUUCUCGGUUGGUGGGAGGUUUUGGAAUCUGUCCAAAUCUGCUGUUGAUAAUGACAAAAAUUUCCAGAUGGAUCGAAGUAUGCAAGGACCCACCAUGCAGCACCUUUCAGUCUGUGGGUGUCGUGACAGAAAUAUGCUAGCUACUUGGUAUCUGAUUUGGGUUUGCAUUCAGAAAGCUUGUUGAUGAUGUCUCUUGCCAUAAUAAGUGAUACCUUUGUCCUCAGUUACGCCUACUCGAUGGUACCAAGGGGGAAACACAGAGGGAGCAGGAAGGGGUGAAUUCUCGGGAGGUAUAUGUAACAGCACAACCAGCUUCACCUCUUACUUGAAGGCAGAACGGCAAAAUGUUUCAAAUGGCUUUUCUGUACUACUCCACCGUGAUGAGAGCUCAUUUACCACAAGAAGCCUUAUCAAAAGUAUAUUUUGUAACAACCUCACAGAUCCUGUACCCAACAAAACAUGAUUUGUAUUAGCUUUGUAUAAAAGUAUUUGUGGCUUAGGAUUUUUUAUACAUAUUAUAUCUUUUUAUAACUUUCCAGGAACUAAUAAGCACAUUAUCUGAUACUGUUGUUGUAAAUUUUUUUCUGUCGGUGCUUUAGUUCAGGGAUUGGCAAUAAAUUAUUUCUAAAGGAGGUCUGAAAGUGGAAAGGAUGGUUUGAUUUUAUAAAAUGAGUUGCUAGUCAUUAAGGCUUUUUACUUUUGUACAUACUUUGCAAAAACUUUGCCUCGUGCUAUUAAUACUCGCUUUGUAAAAAUUACUGACACUUAAUAAACAUUUAUAAACUAUUCAA